AUGACAGACAUGUUAUCCAAUAUACUCUUCUUGACUAUCCUAGUCUCCUCAGCAUUAGCUUCUGUUGUCCCCAGGGCACAAAAUGAAUCCAGUGGUACAGACAACAAGCUAGUCUUCUGCCAUUUCAUGAUGGGCAUCACCAGCAACCGAAAGAACGCCUCCGACUACGACGAUGAUAUGAAGCGCGCGAAGGCGCUGGGGAUUGACGCGUUCGCGCUAAACAUCGGCGUAGACUCGUACACCGACACCCAGCUCCAGUAUGCAUACGCAUCGGCUGCCCAAAACGAUAUGAAAGUCUUCUUAUCGUUCGACUUCAACGGGUACCACAUUGGCCAGGCUAGCGCCGUCGGCGCAAAGAUCAAACAGUACGCAAAUCUACCGGCCCAGCUCAGAGUAGACGGCAAGGUCUUUGCGUCGUCGUUUGUGGGCGACGGUCUUGACAUUGCGGCCAUGACGGCCGCUGUCGGUACAGACGUCUUCUUCGCGCCCAAUUUUCACCCCGGUCAGGGCGACUUCAAGGCCAUACAAGGCGCCCUGAACUGGAUGGCUUGGGACAGCAAUGGGGAGAACAAGGCUCCGACAGCGGAUCGGAACGUGACCGUCGCUGAUGGAGACAAGGCGUAUAACGACGCAUUGGGUGGGAAGCCGUACAUCGCGCCUGCCUCCGGCUGGUUCUUCACGCACUUUGGCGGCGAGGCGUCGUACAGUAAGAACUGGGUGUUCCCCUCCGACCGCCUCUGGUUCGACCGCUGGCGACAGAUCCUCGAGCUCGCUCCCCGAUUCGUGGAGAUCAUCACCUGGAACGACUACGGCGAGUCGCAUUACAUUGGCCCACUGGCGUCUCCGCAUACCGACGACGGGGCGUCGAAAUGGGUGAUGGACAUGCCUCAUUCCGGCUGGCUGGAGAUGUCUAAGCCGUUCAUCGCAGCGUACAAAGCCGGAGAUACAUCGGUCGACAGGUACAUCAAAGACGAGAAGUUGAUCUACUGGUACCGGCCCACGCCGAGAGAUAUCGACUGCGACUCGACCGACACGACGGUGACAGGCAGCCCCGGCAACGCCAGCGGCAAUUUCUUCCGCGGCCGGCCGCACGGAUGGGAAUCCAUGCGCGAUGAAGUGUUUGUUGUUUCGCUGCUCACGGCGCCGGGCACGGUCGAGGUGACCUCGGGCAGCAACACGCACCGGUUUGACGCUGAGGCCGGAGCUCACGCCUUCUCCGCGCCGAUGGGAAUCGGACCGCAGAAGUUCGCGCUCAAGCGGGAUAACAAGACCGUCAUGGCCGACACGAGCCUCAAAGACAUCGUAGACACUUGUGUCUGUGGCGUCUACAACUUCAACGCUUAUGUGGGCAUGGUCCCGCCGGAGAAGGACAUUGACCGGCUGCAGCCCGAUGGACUGGUCAUGCUGACCCAAGGGCUGACGGUGCCCUGUCCGACCAACACACUGGGCGCGCGUCCCCGUGCGACCUCACUGCGUGAUUUUGUCUGA
Aspergillus terreus NIH2624 is the source of this 1488-nucleotide messenger RNA. RefSeq names its product glycoside hydrolase family 71 protein. The record is from RefSeq and is a predicted model, not a curated record. Lineage: Eukaryota; Fungi; Ascomycota; Eurotiomycetes; Eurotiales; Aspergillaceae. The transcript is spliced from 4 exons. Gene Ontology annotation, biological process: mating projection tip cell wall disassembly. Gene Ontology annotation, molecular function: glucan endo-1,3-alpha-glucosidase activity. Bases 1 to 1488 code for a protein of 495 amino acids.